GGAGGGGGAGGGGGGCGCUCGAUCCCGCCUACCGUGACGUCAUCACUGCGCCAGUGACGUCAUCGGACGGCGGCGCGAGCGGGGCCGGGACCGUCCCUCCCAGGUCAUUCCCAGUGGUUCCCAGUCCCUCCCAGUGGGUCCCAGUGCUCCCAGUUUGGCCAUGACGAGCGACCUGGACGUGUUUGUGGGGAACACGACGCUCAUCGACGAGGAGGUUUAUCGGCUCUGGCUGGACGGGCACUCAGUGGCCGAGGCGGUGGCCCGGCGGCUCCGGGGGGGUGUCCUGGAGCGGGAGGGGACGUCGGUGGCCGUCCUGCAGAGCGACACCCGCGACCACUACAGAACGUUCCAGAUGCUGGAGCGGCUCCUCCACGCGCCCCCCCGGCUCCUGCAGCAGCUCCUCUUCCAGAUCCCCCCCGAGCGCCAGGCCAUGCUCGUCCAGAG
This is a messenger RNA of Corapipo altera (White-ruffed manakin), 444 nucleotides long. It is a transcript of the gene FIBP, whose product is annotated as FGF1 intracellular binding protein. Lineage: Eukaryota; Metazoa; Chordata; Aves; Passeriformes; Pipridae. The annotation marks the transcript as partial. The record is from RefSeq and is a predicted model, not a curated record. The transcript is spliced from 3 exons. Gene Ontology annotation, cellular component: nucleus. Gene Ontology annotation, molecular function: fibroblast growth factor binding. Gene Ontology annotation, biological process: platelet aggregation.